GUGAAGUGGCAGGGGCUGGGUUGAGCAGCAGCAUGUCCGUCACGGCUGACAGAGCCAUAGUGAAGAAGGAGCUGCUGUCCGUGGUGGCCGGAGGAGACAAGUACCGGGUCAAUAACAAGCACGAUGACAAGUAUGAGCCACUGCCACCCAACAAAAUCGUCCAGAAGGCAGAGAAGUUGGUGGGGAAGGACAUCCCCUAUUCAGUGACCAGCCAGAACUGCGAGCACUUUGUGAACGCGCUGCGCUAUGAAGUUUCCCGCAGUGACCAGGUGACUGACGCGCUCACCAUCGGUGCUUCCUCACUUCUCUUUGGUAUUGCAGGAUUUCUCGGGACGAUGCUGACCAGAAGCAAUCACUAAAACUAAUAAGUCCAUGGCAUUAUCUUGGUGGCACCAGUUAGCUUGGGGGAGUUUGAGCAAAUCGGUGAAAGUAGUUUGGCCUAGAGAGUUAACUCUUUGUAAUCACGAGCACUUGAUUUCAUGAAGCUGAAUCAAAGCAUAGGAAGCUUUUUCCUGAGGGAGAUGCUGCAUCGCCCAAAAUCUAUUAAAGAGCUGGUUGCACAAUGUCAUAGUCUCAAUGUUUGUGUCCC
Messenger RNA from Sciurus carolinensis (gray squirrel), 589 nucleotides. RefSeq names its product phospholipase A and acyltransferase 2-like. The coding region runs from base 33 to 359 and encodes 108 amino acids. The record is from RefSeq and is a predicted model, not a curated record. NCBI's taxonomy places the organism in Eukaryota, Metazoa, Chordata, Mammalia, Rodentia, Sciuridae. Gene Ontology annotation, molecular function: glycerophospholipid phospholipase A1 activity; A2-type glycerophospholipase activity. Gene Ontology annotation, cellular component: cytoplasm. Gene Ontology annotation, biological process: N-acylphosphatidylethanolamine metabolic process. The transcript is spliced from 2 exons.